This is a messenger RNA of Acanthocheilonema viteae, 348 nucleotides long. NCBI's taxonomy places the organism in Eukaryota, Metazoa, Nematoda, Chromadorea, Rhabditida, Onchocercidae. The record is from the annotation of a GenBank genome assembly.
AUGAGAGAAAAAGAGAAAGAUGAACAAAACGGGGUCGAGAAUCAAACUGAUCGAGUAAUUAAAGACACAUCGAAAAGUAAGGAUUGGGCUGCGGCUGACCUUGAAAAGGUCACUGAUUUCAAUGAAGACAAUGAUAUCGGUAGAGAAGUAUCGAAUGAAAAACUUGACAGUUUGAUCAGUGGACCUAGUCGACUUCUAAUGAAAACUGGGGAAGUUGUCAAUGUGAGGAAAGAGGACGUACUGCUUAUCAUGGAUGAAUUGGAACUACCAAGAAUUCAAGCGGAGAAAAAAUUGAUUGAGCAUAAUGGCGACAUCAUAGCAGCAGCAAAGGACCUUCUUAGCUUCUAA